GCCCAAUAAAUUAGAUCAGUAAUAAAUUUCCAUAUUAUUUCCCACAAUUUCUGGUAUUUGAUGUGCAUAAAUAGUUUCAACUUCUUUCCGCCAUGGUACAGGUCCAGUUGUCCGCAAUGUUUUUACUAUUGAUUGUGAGAUGGCGUCCUUCCCAGACAUGCGAUAAAAAUUUGAACGUGUCUUUUAUAUUUUUGACAGGACAAAGAACUUUUUUUUCGUUUUCGUUUUGCUUUUGCUGCUGGGGCUGGCUCGGUUAUCUAGGUCUGCAUAGUGCAUUAUGCAUUUCUAUUAAAGAUUUUGUAAAAAAAAUGAUCUUUUAACAAUAUAUGUAAUUAAAGCAUUUUAAAUACACUUUUUACUUGAAAUUGUUAAAAAGAGGAGUGACUAUUAUAUUUUUUAAAAAUCUUUCUCCUCUGACUGACUAAUAAGAAAAAAGAAACAAACCAAAGAAGUGCCUCCCCAUGUAAAUCCCCCUGAACCAAAACUAAUAAGUGAAUGUGAGGAAAGUAAAGAUUGACAAAAAGAAAACAAAUUUUUUUAUUUUCGUUUGGCUUUACUAAAGCUGUUUCGCUUUCGUGUAAAAUGAAAAAAGGUCCACAGUCACCUACAAUUUGCGACUUCUUAAACAUUAAAAUUCUUUUUAAACAACUGCUGUGUAGUUUUUAAAGUACAUACAUAUAAACUUUAAUGACAAUAUUAUAAUAGCUUGAGAAAAAAACACCUCCAUAGCGAAACUUUAAUCGUGAAAAGCAACAAUAAUUUAUGAUUUGAUGAUAAUCGCAAUCACAAGUAGCUUAUACUGUCUUGAUUGCCACAAACUAAAAAAUAUAAAAUACCAAUCAUCAGGAUGAGCAAAGCCUCAAAGCAUGCACAGAUUCCAUCCGCAAUGCCACAAAAGAAUGUCAUUAAUUCCAUUAUGAGUUUUUUGCCUGACAAUAGGCCAAUAACCUCUCUACAGAUAGUGGAAGAUUUUGAGAAAUGCCCGAAAAAUUUUACAACGGUGCACCGCACGUAUGAUCAAGACUCUGAUGCUGAUCUAUGGAGAGAGAAUAGCAUUAUUUUUGGACGGCAAACCGCUCGUUACCUGUGCCUCUCAAAAACGGAAGGCUUACCGGAGUAUGUUGUAGAGACAUUAAGAGUGAUAUCAGAAAAGGAAUUGCCACCAAAAGAAUUCUCGCUGCUCUCACGGACUGCAGACACAGAACAAAGAGCGUGGAGAAAGCGUCAAAUUGCUUAUAAACUUUCUAAACGCAGCUCAGUGACUCAUGCUGUAACUGAUAUAAUUCUUUGUUCUAAACUCAAAACAGCUCCCGAAGGUUUUAAAUUGGCUGGAGAUAUAAAUGGAAUUUUAGUAUGCUACAAAACUGGAGUUCUUUAUAUUCGUGUUCCGCCAGGAAUUCCCCAACAGCAGAUCGAAAGUAAUAUCAAUAGUAGUGAGGUCGAAAAGGCUUUAAAUCGAUUGAACCUUAACAGGCGAUCUAAUCAACCACUUCCACCUGUACCACAGCCAAAUGAUAACGAUUACGAAGAAAUUCAAGCUUCCUAUCAAAUCUCACCAAUGCGUCCAGCACCAAAACCGCCAGCUAAUGCAGCUGCCGGGUCUUCAGCAUAUUCUAUUGGAACACUUGGUGUAUAUUCAGAACUAGAAGGGGUACCAUUUUCUCUUCAUUCUAACUUAAAAACAAACAUAGAACUUCCAUCACUGCCAAUUAUUUCUUCUUCUGUAUGUGAUCUUGAAUAUGAUUUUCAGUUAGAGCGUCAAAUCUUAUGUACUAUGAAAUCUUCGGCAUCAAAAAAUCCUUUUUUUCAGUGAAAAAGAAUUAAACACAAUGAAAAAAUAAUUAUCUUUUUAUUGGGCCAGUUAGUAUGAUAAUAUAAAAUUUUCUGUGUUAUAUAUUUAUUUAUAACCAUAAAUACAAACUUGCCGUUAUUUAGUGACUCGAUGAUAUACCACAGAGCUUUAAAAAUAUUGAGAACAAAAAAGCUUAAAAGGAACUUUUUGCGACAAAGAUUAAUAUAAAUUCUUUUAUUUAGUCCUUGCAAAUAAUUGUAAGUUAUGGUGGCGUUGUAGAAGAAUAAUAUAUAUAAAAUAAUGUCAAAACAAAACUAUAAAAUGAAUUCAAUUCUUAAUUACAGAAAUUUAAUACAGAAA
This is a messenger RNA of Episyrphus balteatus (marmalade hoverfly), 2152 nucleotides long. RefSeq names its product multivesicular body subunit 12A (gene Mvb12). Lineage: Eukaryota; Metazoa; Arthropoda; Insecta; Diptera; Syrphidae. The record is from RefSeq and is a predicted model, not a curated record. The coding region runs from base 848 to 1813 and encodes 321 amino acids. Gene Ontology annotation, cellular component: ESCRT I complex; cytosol. Gene Ontology annotation, biological process: virus maturation; viral budding; receptor catabolic process. The transcript is spliced from 7 exons.